AUGCACAAAUUCACCCAACUUCCUGUUUUGUGGGAACCCAGAUCCAAACAGACCCAGGCCGAGGAUGUGAAGCUGAAGAGGAUCCAGAAAGAGCUGCAGACACUGGACGACAUUGUGUCCAACGACAUUGGCAUCCUGAGAGGUGUGAUCGAGCAGGCCGGCUGGGACUAUAACACUGCAAGGUAAACACUAAAUGGAGAACAUGCAGAAUCCUUGCCACAGAGAUGGGCUUUUGUUCAAUCAAGAUGAUUUUUCACGCAGGAGAGUUGGCCUGGACCCUACUAUGGAUACUAGGAGCCCCCAAACACAAACUAAUAUGUUAGUCUAUUCAUGCUCAGUUAAUUCACCCAAUUAAUUUACUAACACGCAUUACUGUUAUUUGUAUCACCACCAAAAAAGCACAACAGUCUGCGCUGUGCUCAUCUGUGAUUUUGUUGCCUCCAUUCAACCCUGGAAACACUGCCUCCUACAGGUUAGUCAGAGUACUCCGUCAAUACAUCACAAUAUACACUGAGUGUACAAAACAUAGUUGCACCCCCUUUUGCCCUCAGAACAGCCUCUUAUUGUCGAGGCAUGGACUCUACAAAGUGUCAAACGUUCCACAGGGAUGCUGGCACAUGUUGACUCUAAUGCUUUCCACAAUUGUAUAAAGUUGGCUGGAUGUACUUUGGGUGGUGGACCAUUCUUGAUACACACGGGAAACUGUUGAGUGUGAAAAACCCAGCAGCGUUGCAGUUCUUGACACACUCAAACCGGUGCGCCUGGCACCUACUACCAUACCCGUUCAAAGGCACUUAAAUAUUUUGUCUCGCUCAUUCACCCUCUGAAUAGCACACACACAAUCCAUGUCUCAAAAUCGUUCUUUAACCUGUCUUCUCCCCUUCAUCUACACUGAUUGAAGCUUCCAGCCAGUGCUGGAUUGGCUGUAGAUACCUAGCACUAGCUAGCAUGCUGGGGGCUUGCUCCUUGAAAAAAAUAAACCCCACAUAACGAUCAACCGUCAGCAAAAAAAAGCAUUUAAUCGCUUUCAAUGGAAACCCCCGGUGAGGCCCUAAAUAUAAUAAUAAUUUGGUGGGUGAUUAUAUGUGUCCUAUUUCACACAAGUGUGUAUAAUUAUGCAUGUGUGAAUUGAAAAUGUGUUUUUUGCAUAUCCCAACUCUCCCUCAAAUCAAAGUUUAUUGGUCGCCGUAUACAUAUUUGCAGAUGUUAUCGCAGGUGUGGCAAAAUGCUUGUGUUUCUAGCAACACCCUUGGAGAGUGGGGUCCCGGCCAGUGUCUGCCAUUAACAACGGCGACUCUGGAGCAAUUAGGGUUAAGUGCCUUCCUUGUUCAAGGGCACAUAGAUAGAUUCUUCACCUUGUCGGCUCGGGGAUUCGAACAAGCAACCUUUCGGUUACUGCCCAACGCUCUAACCGCUAAGGCUCCCUGCCGCCCUAAACAGCUCUCGCGCUACACAUGCAGUCCCUUUUCUCUGAAAUUCCAUGAAUACCUACGAAAUAAACUACUAAUUAUAUUCCCCAAUCCACAUGUCUUCUCUCCUUUCCUGUUCAGGAAGCGCUAUGAGAAGGCGGAGGCUGAGUAUGUGACCGCCAAGCUGGACCUACAGAAGAAGACUGAGAUAAAGAGCAACUGACAGAGCACCUGUGUACCAUCAUCCCGCAGAACGAGCUCCGAAAGGCCCACAAGCUGGAGGAGCUGCUGCAGCAACUACACCUCCAGGCCACAGAGGAGGAACAGGAGGAGGAUAGGAAGAGGGGGGAGAAGCUGGAGAAGGAGAAAUAG
This is a messenger RNA of Coregonus sp. 'balchen', 1781 nucleotides long. NCBI's taxonomy places the organism in Eukaryota, Metazoa, Chordata, Actinopteri, Salmoniformes, Salmonidae. The record is from the annotation of a GenBank genome assembly.